Mucor velutinosus is the source of this 2505-nucleotide messenger RNA. RefSeq lists its product as uncharacterized. Gene Ontology annotation, molecular function: GTPase activity; translation initiation factor activity; GTP binding. The record is from RefSeq and is a predicted model, not a curated record. Gene Ontology annotation, biological process: translational initiation. Gene Ontology annotation, cellular component: cytoplasm. The coding region runs from base 1 to 2505 and encodes 834 amino acids. The transcript is spliced from 8 exons. Lineage: Eukaryota; Fungi; Mucoromycota; Mucoromycetes; Mucorales; Mucoraceae.
AUGAGCAGUCGAAAGAUUCUACAGCUACUGAUCCAGCCAUCGAGCAAGCUCAGCUAUGGAAGAGCAACACAAGAGAGAAGCUGGAUGGGCAGACCCAUGUAUUUCCAAACAGCAAGCCGCUUAUUCAAGGAAGAAAGAAGCAAACCUGUCAGAGGAGGAGGAGGUCUAGGCAUGCCGUCCACCAACUCGGGAGCAGCAGCAACAGCGCCAGGGGGAAAGAGACCAAGCAAAGGCCUGGCCAAGACGAACUGGAGUCGUCCUUUACAGAAAAAGAACACAACUGCCACCGCCACCACAGUAGAUGGUAAACGAGUAGCACCCAAGAGAGAUUGGAGCAAACCCAUCGACCUUCACAGCGAAAAGCAUGCAGGAGAGACUUACAAAAUGCAUGAACGUCAUGUCAACAAGUUCUCGAAGCCACCACUCAAGAAAGCAGAGACUCAAGCACAAAAGAGAGAGCGAAAGAAGCGAGAGGAGGAAUUGACAGCCUUAGCAAAGGAAGAGGAAAAGGAGCGUCAACAAAUUGCAUUGAGGAAAGCCAAGCAGAAGGCCAAGGAGAAGGAAGAACAAAUGAACCAAAUGAAAGAUGUCUACAUCCCCGAGAUCAUCAAUGUUGCCAACCUGUCAAAGGUGCUGGGUAUCCGAAUUGAGCAAUUGAUUAGAACCAUGGAUGAACUAGAGAUGGGAAAUACCUCGCAUGAUAGAAUGCUCAGUGCUGAUGAGUCCAGUCUUAUUGCCAUGCAGUUGGACAUGAAUCCUAUCGUCGACUCAAGGCAAUCCAUUGACCUAUUUCCCAGAUCAACGCCCGUUGAUCCCAGCUUGUUGGUGGACCGGCCCCCAAUUGUUACAAUUAUGGGACAUGUCGAUCAUGGCAAAACCACAUUAUUAGAUACACUGCGUAAGACAUCUGUUGCAGCUGGCGAAGCAGGCGGCAUUACUCAGCACAUUGGUGCUUUUUCUGUUAAAUUACCCUCGCAAAAAACAAUUACCUUUUUAGACACACCGGGACACGCAGCGUUCUCAUCUAUGCGUCAACGAGGCGCCCAGGUUACUGACAUAGUGGUACUGGUUGUGGCAGCCGAUGAUGGAGUAAUGCCUCAAACACAAGAGGCAAUUCAGCAUGCGCAUGCAGCUAAUGUACCUAUUGUCGUUGCUAUUAAUAAGUGCGAUAAACCCGGUGUCGAUACCUCUCGAGUGAAACAGGAACUAGCGCGUUACAAUGUUCAUUUGGAGGAGAUUGGUGGUGAUGUGCCUUGCGUGGAGGUUUCAGGUCUUACUGGCAAAAAUCUAGAUCAGCUGGAGGAGACCAUUGUUACAUUGUCAGAGAUCCUGGAGUUGAAAGCUGAUAGAACGCCUGGUGCAGCAGAGGGUGUUGUCAUUGAAUCCCAAAUUGAAAAAGGCAGAGGUAACGUUGCAACCAUUCUUGUCCAACAAGGCACAUUAAAGGCAGGCUCCGUUGUUGUUGCUGGUCAGACCUGGUGCAAAGUGAGAUCAAUGACAGAUUAUCAAGGCAAACCGGUCAAAGAAGCUACUCCAGGCAUGCCUGUAAAAGUAAUCGGUUGGAAGGAUGUUCCUAGCGCCGGCGACGAAAUGCUCACUGCGACGGAUGAGAACUUAGCCAAAACUGUUGUGGAUAAUCGUGUUGCACGACAUCAAAGGGAGCAGCAACUCCGUGAUUUGCAAGUUAUCAAUGAUAAGCGUAGACAUCAACGAGAGCAAUUGGAGCAAGAAAGGAUGGCUGAAAAGGCAUACAAGAAGGAAAUGUACAUGUAUCAAAGGGGCCUCAGUGAAGUGCUGCCAGAGUCGCUUGGAAAGAGACUGAGUGCUAUACAAGCCAGCCUCAAGGAAGAAAAUAAGGAGGAAGAUGCGCAGAAGGAUAUGCUGGAACUUCGUGCCGUCGUCAAAGGUGAUGUGAGUGGUACAGUGGAAGCAGUUGUUGAUUGUCUCGCAGGACUGCAAAACAAACAGAUCAGAGUCAAGGUCAUUCACAGCAGCGUAGGCAACAUUUCGGAAAGCGAUGUUCAAUUAGCCGCUGCUUGUGAUGGCCAAGUUAUAGGAUUCAAUGUGAAAGCAGAUAAACGCAUUCAAGCCGAGGCAGCCAAAAUCGGAGUCCCUGUGAAAUCAUAUUCUAUCAUCUACAAACUCUUGGAAGAAGUAAAAGAUCAGCUUAGCGACAUGUUGCCACCCAUCCUCUCAACACAGGUUACAGGAGAGGCAGCAUUAUUACAGGUUUUUGAUAUCAAUACCAAGGGAAGAGAGACAAAACCAGUUGCCGGAUGUCGUGUUACAAACGGUGUUAUCCAUAAAAAUAGUAGAGUGAGAAUAGUACGUAAUAAAGAGACUAUUUGGGAAGGUGAACUCAAUGCCCUUCGCCAGGUCAAGAAAGACAUCCAGGAAGCCAAGAAAGGCUUAGAAUGUGGUAUGUCAUUUGAAGGGUUCAAUGACUUCCAACCUGGAGACAUCAUCCAGAGUGUACAGACGAUCGAAACCAAGCAAAAAUUAUAA